This is a messenger RNA of Brassica napus (rape), 1042 nucleotides long. RefSeq names its product glutamic acid-rich protein-like. Lineage: Eukaryota; Viridiplantae; Streptophyta; Magnoliopsida; Brassicales; Brassicaceae. The transcript has 4 exons. Bases 141 to 764 code for a protein of 207 amino acids. The record is from RefSeq and is a predicted model, not a curated record.
AUCAGGCUGGACCAUCGCAUCAAUAUCAAAACGGUUUAUUUAAUCAGGCGGCAUCGCAUCAAUAUCAGCUAGCUUCUCAGAAUCCAAACCCACAUUGUCCUCAGCCCUACUGGGCUCCAUAUUAUGGACACCAUCCUUACAUGUACAACGUUCCAUGCUAUUCUUACCCCACCGCCAUGGUAUCUGUGCAGAUGCAUCAGUAUGUUUUAGCAUAUAGGAUGCAACGGAACUGGGAACGGCUGAAUAAUCAACCAAGUGUCAAAGUUUCUGCCCCUCCUAAUGCACCAAUAGUUGAGAACAAUGAAGAAGAGGCAGAUACUGAAACAGACAGUGAUCAAGAAGGAGAGAUCAAUGGUGAAGACAAUGACAUCAAUCAAGAUGUAAGUGAUCAAGAGUUAGAGAUCAAUGAAGAAGAGGUAGAUGCAGAUAUAGAAGCCAAUGAAGAAGAGGUAGAUGCAGAUACAGAAGCAGACAGUGAUCAAGAAGGAGAGAUCAGUGGGGAAGACAAUGACAUCGAGCAAGAUGUAAAUGAUCAAGAGUUAGAGAUCAUGAGUGGAGAAGAGGAUGACAACAAGCAAGAAGUAGAUGUAACGAAACAGCUCGGUAAUGGAGUUGAAGUUACACUUCAAUGUGAGAUCGUGUGUGAAGAAGAAGCUGAAAACACACCACAAGAAAAUAGGAAUGGUCAUGAAGAAAAUGGAGAUCAAGAAGAAGAAGGAGAAAAACAAGAAUACAUUAAGGAGCGAGUAAGAGAAGCGAUAUAAAUAGUUUAACUCUGCCCGAUCGUAUUUGGAACUAUGAUCAAACUUAAUUUUCUUAUCUAAGCUUAUAUUAAUUUACUUCAUUUAGAACUAACCACUUGUCUUCUAAUUUGCCGCUUUGUGAAACUUAUAACAAUCUGUUUGUUGGAGCUAACGAAUUCUAUAUCAUGUGAUCUGUUUGUUGAAGCGUUGAGCUAUCUAGUUUUUAAUAACUUAACUAACUAAUGUUCAAAAAAAAGAAAAAAAAAACUUAACUAACCGAUGCGACAUUUUUUAAAGCA